CUGAAUUUCAAUUUUUCAGAACUGGUGUUACGAACAUGUGCUCUAGUUCUAAAAAAGUUUGGAUUUUUAUGCUGAAAACGAUCAAUUGAAGCCUCCAUCGUCAUAUUAUUUUUUGUUUCACUCGGAAACCAAUCACUAGUUCGUAGGUUUUCAAUAUUGGGUUCCAUUAUUGUCUUUACUCCACCGGUUAUCUAGCAACCUACGCUAACUCCUCACCAGACAACCGACUUAAUCAAAAAGGGGUUGGACUUUUUGACUUGAGUAAGAAGGUAACAGCUGAGGGUUAGGACGGAAGUCCGGUUGGCGUAAUUACAAUGGAUAGUUUAAGAGAGAGAGAGGACCACCAAGAACUCAGCAUUGGGAUUGACGGCAAUUUAAAUAUUGAUAAUCUUGCUGAUGACAUAUCCAAACUCAAUUUUGAUACUGAAAAGGAUAGAGGCAGUUCUGUUCUAGAGAAAGAGGAGCAGUUGGGAGACAAGGAUAUGGCUCCGAUGGCUGGAAAUUCGAUUCACCGAUCGUCGUCACGGCCGCAGCUGGACCUCAGUGGAGCCGCCAUACAGGGGAAUUUCGAGGAGAAGGAUCCCACCAUUCUGCUGCCUAAUCAGUCUGAUGAUAUCUCGCAUUUGGCUUUGGAUAUUGGAGGAUCUCUCAUUAAGUUGGUGUAUUUCUCAAGGCAUGAGAACCAACCAGUCAAUGACAGGAGGAGAAAGAUAAUCACGGCACGACUGGGUAUUACCAAUUUCAAUAGAAGGAGCUUCCCAAUUCUUGGUGGGAGGCUGCAUUUUGUAAAAUUUGAGACGUCUAAAAUCACUGAGUGCUUGGAUUUCAUCUACUCUAAGCAGCUCCAUCGUGGUGGAAUGGAUUCACGUUGUUGGCAAACUGAGGGUGCAAACACUGAGAACACGGUAAUUAAGGCAACAGGUGGUGGGGCCUACAAAUUUGCUGAUCUAUUCAAGGAAAGGCUUGGUAUAAGCAUAGAGAAAGAGGAUGAAAUGAAUUGCCUAGUUUCAGGUGCAAAUUUUUUGCUCAAGGCAAUCCGACAUGAAGCUUUUACACAUAUGGAGGGCCGGAAAGAGUUCGUGCAGCUCGACUCCAAUGACUUGUUUCCGUAUCUUCUCGUCAAUAUAGGAUCUGGUGUCAGUAUAAUCAAGGUUGAUGGGGAGGGUGUUUUUGAGCGUGUUAGUGGAACAAAUGUCGGAGGUGGCACAUACUGGGGUCUCGGAAAGCUUUUGACAAAGUGUAAAAGUUUUGACGAACUCUUGGAGCUGAGCCAACGGGGAGAUAACAGAACUAUUGAUAUGCUUGUUGGGGAUAUAUAUGGAGGAAUGGAUUACUCCAAGAUCGGUCUUUCUGCAUCGACUAUUGCUUCUAGUUUCGGCAAGGCUAUUUCUGAAAAUAAGGAGAUUGAAGACUACAGACCUGAAGACAUAUCUCUGUCCCUCUUAAGAAUGAUUUCCUAUAACAUAGGCCAGAUCUCUUACUUAAAUGCAUUGCGUUUUGGACUUAAGCGUAUAUUUUUUGGAGGGUUUUUCAUCAGGGGCCAUGCCUACACCAUGGACACCAUCUCAUUUGCUGUUCAUUUCUGGUCUAAAGGACAAGCACAAGCAAUGUUUUUGAGGCAUGAAGGGUUUCUGGGUGCUUUAGGUGCAUUUCUGAGCUAUGAAAAGCAUGGCUUGGAUGACCUUUUGGUUCAUCAGUUUGUAGAAAGGUUCCCAAUGGGUGCACCGUAUAUUGGAGGAAAUGUCCAUGGUCCACCUUUAGGAGAUCUGAACGAGAAGAUAUCGUGGAUGGAGAAGUUUGUGCUGAAGGGAACUGAAAUCACUGCUCCUGUUCCGAUGUUGCCUCCAGGAACAACUGGCCUCGGAGGCUUUGAAGUUCCAUCAUCCAGAGGAGAUAGCCUACGCCCCGACGCUAGCAAACUGAACGUGGGCGUUCUCCAUCUUGUACCGAGUUUGGAGGUGUUUCCUUUGUUGGCUGAUCCGAAAAUAUAUGAGCCCAACACUAUAGAUCUUUCAGAUCAUGGAGAGCUGGAGUAUUGGUUCACUGUGCUGUCCGAACAUAUGCCCGACCUUGUUGAUAAGGCUGUGGCUAGUGAAGGUGGUACUGAUGACGCGAAGCGAAGGGGUGAUGCAUUUGCUCGUGCCUUCUCUGCUCACCUCGCAAGGUUGAUGGAGGAGCCAGCAGCAUAUGGAAAGUUGGGGCUGGCCAACCUCUUGGAGUUAAGAGAAGAGUGCUUGAGGGAGUUUCACUUCCAUGAUGCCUACCGAAGCAUUAAACAGAGGGAAAACGAGGCAUCACUUGCAGUUCUGCAAGAUCUGUUAAUGGAACUCGACAGUAUGAAUGAGGAGUCGAGAUUGCUAACUUUAAUUGAAGGAGUACUUGCAGCAAACAUCUUCGACUGGGGAUCUCGUGCUUGUGUUGAACUCUACCAUAAGGGCACAAUUAUUGAAAUAUAUAGAAUGAGUCGCGACAAGAUGCAAAGACCUUGGCGGGUGGAUGAUUUUGAUAUUUUCAAAGAGAGAAUGUUCGGUUCUGCAGAAAAGAAGCCUCACAAAUAUAAAAGAGCAUUGCUUUUUGUAGACAACUCCGGUGCUGAUGUUGUCUUGGGAAUGCUUCCACUUGCAAGGGAACUUCUCCGACGAGGGACUGAAGUAGUGCUGGUCGCCAAUUCUCUUCCCGCCCUGAACGACGUUACUGCAAUGGAGCUACCUGAAAUCGUUGCUGAGGCUGCUAAGCACUGUGACAUUCUCCGAGGGGCGGCUGAAGCCGGGGGGCUGCUCGUGGAUGCGAUGAUCAACGUCCAAGAUAGCCCUAGAGAAAGCUCGUUGUCAGUACCGUUGAUGGUGGUCGAAAACGGGUGUGGAAGUCCGUGCAUAGACCUGCGACAAGUGAGCUCGGAGUUGGCUGCUGCUGCCAAGGAUGCUGACCUGAUUGUUCUAGAAGGGAUGGGACGAGCUCUGCAUACCAACUUCAACGCAAAGUUCAAAUGCGACGCUCUCAAGCUGGCGAUGGUGAAGAACCAGCGUUUGGCAGCGAAGCUCAUCAACGGAAAUAUAUAUGACUGCGUAUGUAGAUUUGAACCAGCUACCUACCUCUAACCCACCAUCUUCCGCUCAUAUUUAUUUUUUUCUCACACUCGCCAAUCAUAUUCACACAUAUGUAGAUUGUUGGAUUUCGCUAACUCUCAACAACAUUUAUUUUUCACCUCUUGUAAAUGGAUUAUAGACUUUGCCUUUGCACCUUUA
Messenger RNA from Salvia miltiorrhiza (redroot sage), 3245 nucleotides. RefSeq names its product pantothenate kinase 2. The coding region runs from base 315 to 3098 and encodes 927 amino acids. The record is from RefSeq and is a predicted model, not a curated record. Gene Ontology annotation, molecular function: ATP binding; pantothenate kinase activity. Gene Ontology annotation, cellular component: cytosol; nucleus. Gene Ontology annotation, biological process: coenzyme A biosynthetic process. The transcript has 23 exons. Lineage: Eukaryota; Viridiplantae; Streptophyta; Magnoliopsida; Lamiales; Lamiaceae.